This is a messenger RNA of Pyricularia pennisetigena, 399 nucleotides long. RefSeq lists its product as uncharacterized. The annotation marks the transcript as partial. The transcript is spliced from 3 exons. The record is from RefSeq and is a predicted model, not a curated record. Lineage: Eukaryota; Fungi; Ascomycota; Sordariomycetes; Magnaporthales; Pyriculariaceae.
GGACUUGUGACCAGCACAGGCCAGAAAAGUCGAACCGUCAGUGUCGAUUUGCUCGUUCCUGCUACCUACUAUGAAAAGCGAGGAAGACAGGGUCACAAAGAUGCCUUCGUCCUCAUCAAAGAAGACCAGUACAACAUGGCAGGCAAGGCUCGAGGCAUCAAAGACGCUUGCAGGGAAUUUCAGAUCAGCGCCCCAAAAUACCAGCUGGUCUCUGAUAGGAGAGGUGGUCGUACGGCGUGGUCGAGCCAGGUGACCAUCUACAAUCAAACUCAUGCGGCACGCUUUUGGUAUGACGGCAAGAAUCUUCACAACGCUCGCGAAGACGCUGCCGAGGUGGCCUGGAACUGGCUCACAACUCCGUCGAGCUCCCCUUCGACCUCCAAUACGGCCUCUUGGUGA